Dicentrarchus labrax (European seabass) is the source of this 5893-nucleotide messenger RNA. RefSeq names its product tenascin. The coding region runs from base 349 to 4329 and encodes 1326 amino acids. Lineage: Eukaryota; Metazoa; Chordata; Actinopteri; Moronidae. The transcript is spliced from 19 exons. The record is from RefSeq and is a predicted model, not a curated record. Gene Ontology annotation, molecular function: protein binding.
CCCCCCCCCUCUCUCGCUGUCCACCCCCCGUCCUUCUGGUCCUGUUGGUCAGUCAAUGAGAGUUUCUCUGACACUGAGAGACACUUCUGGACCAGCUGAGAGAGAGACACCACAGAUCUGAGCAGGGGGAAAAUCCCUGCAGUACAAAGGAGAGGUGGGAUGAAAAACAACCUCCGUAGAGUCUGAGAGCUCACAGAGACAUCUCUGACCUUCAGACCGAGAGCUGAUAAUCUGCUCGUCCUUUAAAACGCCAUCAGCUUCAGUCAGCUCAGAUAUCCUGAGCAGUUCUUUCCUCUUUCGUUCCUGAACAACCUUCCAAGGAGGAACUUUCCCGGUCCGACCCCGGCCAUGUGUCCCUUCGUCCCCUCCCUCCUCCUCGUCCUCCUCCUGGCUGCUCCGGCACUCCUGACCCCAUCGACCUCGCAGGAGUUAGAGGUCAGAGGUCAAAGGACACCGAGGGACACCAAGCAGGACUCCAUAAAGGUGGUGAUCUCCGAGGGCUGCGCCACUCAGGGUGAUUCCUCCGACGGCAGCCAGGGAGGUAAAGAAAUCGACCUGACUCCCGGUUCUCCUCUGAUCCUGACCCAUAAGAUCAAACUGGUCCCAUCAGGGUCAGGAUCCGGGUCUUGCGGCUGUGAGACGGACUUUGCUGCCCUGCGGGAGCGUCUGGAGAGGCUGGAGAGGGAGGUGUCGGCCCUCCGGGAGAAAUGUGGAGGAGCUGAUGGAGGCUGUUGCACCUCCAAGGAGAGCAAAGGUGCAGGUUGCUCCAUCAAACCAGAGAUUGACGAGUGUCCCAAUGAGUGCAGCGAUCAGGGUCGCUGUGUGGACGGCAAGUGUGUCUGCUUCCCUGGUUAUAGUGGACCAGACUGCAGCGAGUCCAACUGUCCCGGAAACUGCAACGACAACGGAAGGUGUGUGAACGGACAGUGUGUAUGUGAUCCUGGUUUCACUGGUCCCGACUGCUCGCAGAGAAGCUGCCCCGAUAACUGCAACAACCAUGGAAGGUGUGUGAACGGCAGGUGCGUGUGUGACAGCGGCUUCACAGGUCCAAGUUGCUCAGAUGAAUCCUGUCCUGGAAAUUGCAACAACAAGGGGCGCUGCGUCAACGGACAGUGCGUGUGCAAUCCUGGAUUCACCGGCCCGGACUGCUCCAAGAAGGCAUGUCCCAACAACUGCAACGGCCGUGGAAGGUGUGUAAACGGUAAAUGUGUGUGUGAUGCCGGAUUCACCGGUGCUGACUGCUCUGAGAAUUCAUGCCCAGGAAACUGCAACAACAAGGGGCGCUGCGUUAAUGGACAGUGUGUCUGUAAAGCUGGAUUCACUGGACCGGAUUGUUCAAAAAGGGCCUGUCCUGAUAACUGCAACAACCGUGGCAGAUGUGUAAACGGUAAAUGUGUGUGUGAGAGUGGCUUCACCAGUGCAGACUGCUCUGAGAUUGCCUGUCCUGGAAACUGCAACAACAGAGGGCGCUGUAUAAAUGGGGAGUGCGUUUGCGAUGAUGGAUUCAACGGGCCGGACUGCUCGGAAAAAACAUGCCCUAAUGACUGCUACGACCGCGGAAGAUGUGUAGACGGUAAAUGUGUGUGUGACAGUGGCUUCACUGGUGACGACUGCUCAGAGAACGCCUGUCCAGGAAACUGCAACAACAGGGGGCGCUGCGUUAACGGACAGUGCGUUUGUGAUGAUGGAUUCACCGGCGAAGACUGCUCUGAGAACUCCUGCCCAGGAAACUGCAACAACAGGGGGCGCUGCGUUAACGGACAGUGCGUUUGCGAUGAUGGAUUCACCGGCGAAGACUGCUCUGAGAACGCCUGCCCAGGAAACUGCAACAACAGGGGGCGCUGUGUUAACGGACAGUGCGUUUGCAAUGAUGGAUUCACCGGCGAAGACUGCUCUGAGAACGCCUGCCCAGGAAACUGCAACAACAGGGGGCGCUGUGUUAACGGACAGUGCGUUUGCAAUGAUGGAUUCACCGGCGAAGACUGCUCUGAGAACGCCUGCCCAGGAAACUGCAACAACAGGGGGCGCUGCGUUGACGGACAGUGCGUUUGUGCUGAUGGAUUCACCGGCGAAGACUGCUCUAAAAAAGCUUGUCCCAACAACUGCAGCAACCGAGGGAAGUGCGUGAAUGGGAAGUGUGUUUGUGACGUGGGCUUUGCCGGGCCGGACUGCGCCACCAAAGGCUGUCCAAGCAACUGCAACAACAAAGGACGGUGCGUCAAAGGGAGGUGUGUCUGCAGGCGUGGGUUCACCGGAACAGACUGCAGCCAGUGUGAGGAGGGGAUGACGGGACCCAAUUGUGAUAUCGUCAUGUCAGGUGUCUCUCAGUUGAGUACUCGGGACAUCACAGAGACGUCCGUCACUCUGGUCUGGACUCCGCCUCCCGUCCAGUACGAGACCUAUUACAUCACCUUCACCAGCCAGAAGGAGAGUGACCAGCAGAUGACUGUGCAGGUGGAGGGCAGCCUGACCACAUUCACGCAGACGGGCCUGGCGGCGGGUCAGGAGUACACCGUCAGCAUCACUGGAGAGAUCAACGGCAGGAGGGGAGCCGAGAGUUCUGCUGAAUUCAUGACCCUCAUCUCUGGUCCCACCAACCUCCAAGUCGUCAAGACAACCUCGACGUCUGCAGUGGUCCAAUGGGAGCACUCACAGGGUGAGAUUGAUAGGUACCGUUUGACCGUCACACCCAGCGACGGAGCAGGAAGGAGUCAAGAAAUGACCGUCCCGGUUGGCCAAAACUCUGCCCACAUCCUGCAGCUGGAGGCGGGGCAUUUGUAUGACAUCAUACUCGUGGCAGAGAAGGGCUCGAGCCGGAGUGAGCCCGCAACCACCCAAGUUACUCCCGGCCCGGAGCCUCCCACCAACAUAGUCUUCAGUAAGGUGACGGAAAACUCUCUGACGGUGUCCUGGACCAAACCCAAGAGUAAAAUCAAUGGUUUUAAGGUCACCUACACCCACACAGAGGAGGGUGAGCCGGUGUCAGUGUCCGUGGACUCAGAAGACUCAACCGUCGGCCUAUCAAGGCUCUCACCUGGUUCUUCUUACGAGGUCAACGUCAUCUCCAUCCUCGGCCUGGAUGAGAGCGAUCCAAUCAAAGACUUGGUCAUGACACUCCCUGACCCGCCUACAGACCUCCGGGCUGUAAACGUCACCGACACUAAGGCCUUGUUAUUGUGGCGUCCUGCGUUGGCAGCCAUUGAUAAAUACGCCAUCGUUUAUGGAUCUGAGACGGGACCAGAGUUGAGGGUCACUGUGUCUGGAAACGCAGCAGAGCAGCAGCUUAGUGGUCUGGAGGGAUCCACCACCUACACCGUCACCAUAACCAGCCAGCUGGGCAGCCUGAAGAGCUCACCGACCACCACCACGUUUACCACCACUGGAGGCUCUGGGAGGGAUGGGGACGGGCCACGAGAUCUCCAGGCCAGCAAUGUGACCCCUCGCACUGCCCAGUUGUCAUGGAAACCACCCUCAAAUCCUGCAGGCAGCUACAGACUGACCUAUCAGACUGAAGGUCAAGAAAUGAAGGAAGUGAUUGUGGACGCUUCAGUAACUGAGUACAACCUGACCAGACUCCACCCCGGGUCCAAGUACACGGUGCAGCUACAGGCAGAAGGAGGAGGACGAUACACUACUGCCAUCUCCACGGAGUUCACCACCGGCACCCUGAGGUUCCCGUUCCCCACAGACUGCUCUCAGGAGCUGCUGAACGGCAUCAGGACAUCAGGCGAGGUGGAGAUCUUCCCUCAGGGGAAACACGGGACGCCGAUGAUGGUCUACUGCGACAUGGAGACAGAUGGAGGAGGCUGGACGGUCUUCCAGAGGAGGAAGGACGGCUCGGUGGAUUUCUUCAGAGGGUGGAAGGAGUACAUUAAAGGAUUUGGGGAUCUGAGUGGAGAGUUUUGGCUGGGUCUCGAUAGCCUCCACAACCUGACUACGAUGACCAGGAUGAUUCUGCGUGUCGACCUGCGAGACAGAGACCAGUCGGUGUUCGCUAAAUACUCGACGUUCGAGGUGGCCAAGAGGAACUACAAACUGACUGUAGGCGGAUACAGCGGCACUGCAGGUGAUUCUCUCAGUUAUCACAACAACCGGGUCUUCUCCACCAGAGACCGGGACCCGACGCCGUUCAUCACCCGCUGCGCCAUGUCGUACCGAGGAGGCUGGUGGUACAAGAACUGCCAUGAGGCGAACCUCAACGGCCUCUACGGCAUCGACGUCAAACACCAGGGUGUGAUCUGGACCAGCUGGAAAGGAAAAUUGUUUUCCAUCCCAUUCACUGAGAUGAAGAUGAGACCAGCAGCCUUCAGUCCUCCAACCAGAGGAUGAAGGAGAGACAGAAGAUAAUGAACUGUUAAACACACGCGUGGACAGCAGUGUGUCAAUACAUGUGCAAACACACACACACACACACACACACACAAACACACACACACACUCAUUUUAACAGGGAGCCUCGCUCUCACUUCAGAAGAGAUGAAGACGUAUUUUUUCACUUGUAUAGAGGUCAGUUAUCAGUAUCAGUUACUGUAGAUUGUACAGUUUGAUCUUUUCUUCUUUAAAGCAGGGUUCCUCCCACUGUCUCUGUAUUUAAAGGGUCAGUUCACCCACAUUACAAAAACACACAUUUCCUUUUUUUUGGUUUCAUGCGCCGAUAUUCUGAGAUAUCUGAAACUUCACCACCACCACCAGACGGCGGAUUUGGAGAAAUAUUCAUGGGGUGGCAGAAAUAUAUGCAGAUUUAAAGGUCCAUUAUGUAACAUUUAAAAUGAUCUAUUGGCAGGAAUGGAAUAUAAUAUUCAUAGGUAUGUUUUCAUUAAUGUAUAAUCACCGGAAAAUAAGAAUUGUUGUGUUUUUGUUACCUUAGAAGUCAGGAGUCCGCCAUGUUGAACCACCAUGUUUCAACAGCAGCCCAGAACAAACAAACAGGACACUGGCUCCAGAUCGGCAGUCAACCAAUCCCAACCUUGUAAUUUUGUCCAGUCACAACAAAAUUUCUGCACAUUUGACUAUCUCAUAUUGGGAUUUUUUUAACUCGAAAACAUUAUUGUGGCACAUUAAAGAAUUGAACUGAAAUAUCUAAAGGUGACAUUAGAAAUCACUACAUCUUGAAUCUUAAGACAUUUUUACAAAACGUUCUUUGAACUUGAGACCGUCACUGAGUCUAAAUGUGGCAAUAAUAGAUCAAUUAAUCAAUUUCUGUUUUUUAAAACAUUAUUUUUAAAGUUAAUCUAAAUUAUUGUUUUAAAUUUGACACCAAACUGGGGCAGCAGCCACCCCUCUGAAUCCGCCCCGGCACAGGACCACUUUCACAGGCGUAAAUGUAGCUGAUGUUGGCAGCACUUUAAUCACUUCUUCAGGUCUUCAGGUUGGUAACUCUCCACAACUGCAACUCAGAGGUGACUUUCUGUUUGGCUUUUCAUUGUAUUUGAUGUAAAUAGUUGCAUGUGGUAGAAAUUCAGCCUUGACCAGCCUUGUAUUGACGUAAUUAAACUUCAUACUGUGGGCUUUAAUUUGUCUUAUACAUGACAACAAGUUAAAAACCAAAAAUGUUAACCUGAAAUGAAACCAAACAGAGGAUCUGGUUGUCAUUUGAAGCCUUUAGAAGCCCAACUGUUCAUUCAGACCUGCUUUAAAGCUCGGCAGUGCCCCCUGCUGUUCACUGUAAGAUAUAUCAGAUGCACUGUGGCCCUUCAGUAGACAGUCUAUGGGUACAGCCCUGAGGACGAGCAGGUGAGUGAUGGAGACUUUUGUUUGUACUUGUUGUGGUUCAGCUGCAGACCGUCAUCUCAGUGUUUGUCCCUCUGUGUUUUUGUAAAUCUCUCUAUGUUUUAUUUUCCUUUUUAUGAUUCCCCCCUAAAAGAAUACAACAAUAAAAUGAUUGAAAAUGAAA